Messenger RNA from Saprolegnia parasitica CBS 223.65, 818 nucleotides. RefSeq lists its product as hypothetical. Lineage: Eukaryota; Oomycota; Saprolegniomycetes; Saprolegniales; Saprolegniaceae. Gene Ontology annotation, molecular function: ubiquitin protein ligase activity; phosphatidylinositol binding. The transcript has a single exon. Gene Ontology annotation, biological process: protein ubiquitination. The record is from RefSeq and is a predicted model, not a curated record. The coding region runs from base 36 to 818 and encodes 260 amino acids.
CGCUUCCGAAAACCCAACACCAAUCAAGAACGAUCAUGGCGCUCCGAAGCAGCUUGAGCAAGGUCGACGUGCGCGCGCUCUCGCCGAUGGCCUCGUUCGACGAGGACCAAGCGCCCUUCUCACCCAAGAUGGAGGACGACGUCGUGGUCUCGACGACGAAUGUCGCGACCGAGGCCGGGUACCUCGCCAAGCACACUUCGUACACAGUGCGCCUUCGCUGCCCCGUCACCAAGCGCGACUGGACGUUGUCGACGCGCUACUCGGCCGUGCUUGCCUUCCGCACAUCGCUGGCUUCGCUCUUCGCCGCGUACAACCAAACGCACCCCAAGCUCAAGGACCGUCUCGCCCGCGAGCUCCUUUUGCAGCUGGCGUGGCUGCUCGACACGCCGUUCCCGCCCAAGCGCCUCGACUCGGAGGCGUCGUGGGUCGUCGCCGAGCGCACUAAGGCAUUCCGUGUCUUCUUCUGUCGCCUCGUCGACUCGAAGAUCCACCUCAUCGACUUGGCGCACGAUGCCAGCAGCCUGCCCGCGCUCUGGAUCCAGCUCGUUACCGUUGUCCAAUCGUUCAUGGCCGCACCGCCCAUGCUCUCGGUGAGCUACCAAAAGGUACCGGCCAUUGUCCGCUGCCCGGACCAUGUCGACUGCAGCAUCUGCCUCGCGCCGUUCAGCGAAGCCGACCUCUCGGUGCCUGGCGUCGUCGUCAAGACACGCUGCAGCCAUGUGUUUCAUCAAGGCUGCCUCGCCAAGUGGAUGCAGUCGCAACCGUCGUGCCCCAUUUGCCGUGACCACGUCGAUGCGAUGGUCGGCCUCUACAUGUAG